Messenger RNA from Hermetia illucens (black soldier fly), 939 nucleotides. RefSeq names its product ras-related protein Rap1 (gene Rap1). Lineage: Eukaryota; Metazoa; Arthropoda; Insecta; Diptera; Stratiomyidae. Bases 62 to 616 code for a protein of 184 amino acids. Gene Ontology annotation, molecular function: GTP binding; GDP binding; GTPase activity. Gene Ontology annotation, biological process: Rap protein signal transduction; cellular response to cAMP; negative regulation of synaptic vesicle exocytosis. Gene Ontology annotation, cellular component: plasma membrane. The record is from RefSeq and is a predicted model, not a curated record. The transcript is spliced from 5 exons.
CUCGACUAAGCUGUCGUUUAUUCGUAAAAGCCAAGGAGAGGACGAGAGUUAAGUAAUUAUAAUGCGUGAAUAUAAGAUCGUAGUGCUGGGCAGCGGGGGUGUAGGCAAAUCGGCUCUAACAGUACAAUUUGUCCAGGGAAUAUUUGUGGAAAAAUAUGACCCAACAAUAGAAGAUAGCUAUCGGAAACAAGUUGAGGUAGACGGUCAGCAAUGUAUGCUUGAAAUUCUCGACACAGCGGGGACGGAACAAUUUACAGCAAUGCGUGAUUUAUAUAUGAAAAAUGGCCAAGGCUUCGUUCUAGUAUAUUCAAUAACAGCACAAUCAACGUUCAAUGAUUUACAAGAUUUAAGAGAACAGAUCUUACGUGUAAAAGAUACGGAUGAUGUACCUAUGGUACUGGUAGGCAAUAAAUGCGAUUUGGAAGAAGAACGAGUGGUUGGUAAAGAUUUAGGGAAAGAUCUUGCAACACAAUUUAAUUGCGCUUUUAUGGAAACAUCGGCGAAAGCCAAGAUUAAUGUUAAUGAUAUUUUCUACGAUUUAGUGCGGCAGAUAAACAAAAAGUCACCAGAAAAGAAGCAGAAACAAAAGAAAAAAUCACUUUGUGUGCUUUUAUAAGAAUAGAAGAAAAAAAAAAGAGCAAAGAAGCAUAAAUAAGGUUUAAAUAAAAAAAAGGAACUAAUUAAAAAUGAUAAGAAUUUAAAAUUAAUACAAAAAAAAAUGGUCUUAGUAUCGGAAUAAAAGCGCGGUAUAAAUUUUUUGAAUGAAACUAUUACAAUUUUAGAAAAUAUCAAAUUGUUGAGUAAAAAUAAAGGAAAACAAAAACAAAAACUGUAAAAGCAACAAAAAAAUCCCCAUCGAUCCUACAUAAAUAUAGAAAAUAAAUAAAAUUAUAUUGGCUAUACACAACGGUUGAGUAAAAACAAUUAAAAGAAUGGUAA